Trypanosoma grayi is the source of this 2754-nucleotide messenger RNA. RefSeq names its product RNA polymerase-associated protein CTR9. The record is from RefSeq and is a predicted model, not a curated record. Gene Ontology annotation, biological process: regulation of DNA-templated transcription. Gene Ontology annotation, cellular component: Cdc73/Paf1 complex. NCBI's taxonomy places the organism in Eukaryota, Euglenozoa, Kinetoplastea, Trypanosomatida, Trypanosomatidae. Gene Ontology annotation, molecular function: RNA polymerase II complex binding. Bases 1 to 2754 code for a protein of 917 amino acids. The transcript has a single exon.
AUGGCGGUGCUCUCGCAGCAGACGCAGCAGGUGCUGUACGACGCACUAGAUGCCUUCUCGCUGGGCGAGAUUGACCGCGCCAAUUCAGUGCUCGACGUCGCCACUGCGGAGGAACGCAGCCGUGCGGAUCUGCACGAUCUUUUCGCCAUCCGCUGUGUGCGCGCCUCCAUCGCGGCGAUGGGCGGUGAGCGCUCGGUCGCGAGCCUCAUGGCGGACGCCGCACCGUCUGUGCUGCACCGCCCAGUUGUGCUGUACUUGGAGGGCCUCGCCGCAAUGGCAAACGGCACAAAUCUCCAGACAGCGCGCGUCAAGUUCGAGGAGGCGGUCCGCGUGGACCGGCACUUUGUGUUGGCGAAGGUUGGUCUUGCUGCAGUGAACUAUCACAUGAAGCGCUACAAGACGAGCUUUUCUCACUACCGCACGGUGCUGGAGACACUCGGUAAUGCAAGCCCUCCUAUUGUGCGUGUGGGUAUGGGCCUCUGCGCGUACCACAUGAAUCGCCUCGAUUAUGCGCAAAAGUGGCUGGAGCGCGCACUAGAGGUCAACGCUGAUGAUGAGUUGGCAUUGCUUGCACUCCUUGUUGUCUUUUUGGAUCGCCGUCAAAUCAACAAAGUGAUUGAGGUUGCUCAGCGGCUUCGGAAGGCGCUCCCUGGCAAUGCGAUGGUGCUGCUGAAGGUGGCGGAUCUUGUGUACUUCCGGGCAGUGUCGCAGGGGCGAAUGAAGGCGUCGACAGCGUCCAUUCGUCAGCUCUUGGCCGAAGUGCGUCGUGUAGCAACAAUCGAGGAGGGUGCAAUGGCCGAUUACCAAGAGGGUCGUUUGUGUGUUGCCCUCGGAGAUCUAUCCAAUGCGCGGGUGUUGCUGGAGUCAUCUCUGCAGGUUCUCCCGAAUCUGCUGGCCGCGCUCAUCCACUACGCCAGGGUGCUGCUCCUUUCGGGGAGAGAAUCUGAGGCGGAGCAGUUGCUGCUGCGCAUCAAUGCCGAACACCCGAACCAGAAGGAGGUGCUGCAGCUCCUGGCGGCUUACGCCUCGCGGCGAGGCCUGCACGAAUCGGCGUUAGAGUAUAGUCGUCGCCUCACAGAGAACGUCGCGCCGGGCGAUAUUCGUUCCUGGUCACUCGCGUCUUGGUGUGCACGCUUGGAUAAGGAUGAAACGAAGCGACUCAUGUCGCAUGUCGCGCGCAUCCGAAAAGGGGUGGGUGAAACGGUCUCCAUGCAACUGCUCGCGAACAUAGCCGCAUUGGGUGGGGACACGGAUGCCUUGCAGGAGAUUAUCGACCAGGAGCUAGGGGCAGACUUCUUGAUGAAAUCAACGUUGCCUGUAGCAUAUGUUCCUCUUGUGUUUAACUUGGCAUUGCUGCUAGAGCAAAGCGAUCGAACGAGAGCACGACAGCUGUACAUUUUUCUUGUGAAGCAGCACGGUCAUUUUCAGCUCCCCUACAUUCGCCUGCAUACACUCGCAAAGUCUGACGGUUUGCUGAAGCAGGCUGUGGCUUGGCUUGUGUUGCUGCAGCAGGUUGUACCGGAGGAGCCUAAUUCAUUAGCAUAUAUUGGUCAAACCUUUUUUGAGAAGGAACGCUGUAUCGCGGCAAUGAAGGUCCUGCGCUCGGCACGAGGUCGACCACUCCCAGUAACCCUCGCCCUUGGCGCCACUUUUCUAUGGUGCAGUCAACAGCACGGAAAAGAUAACCACCGUUUCUUAGCGAACGCCAAGGCCAGGUUUGCAUUCGUGUUGCGCCGUGACAAGGGCAACAUUUUGGCCGCACACGGUCUCGCGUGCUGUCUUGGCCUGGAAGCGGAUUACGAUCGCUGCCAGUCUCUCCUGGAUCGUGUGGGGGAGGUUCGCCCCAACUGUGACUACGUCCGCCGACACUACGAAGCUCAUAUGGCUAAUGUGAAAACACUGAGCGACAGCUUCAAACAGGCGAUUGACUACCUCGGGCGCGACACGCAGCGGACGCCGCUUCAGACGUCGUCCUUAGCCUUCUGCCUAGCGUGCGAGGGUCACUACGGGGACGCCAUUGCGGCGCUCCAGAAGGCGGUGGAAGAAAAUCCCAAUCUUCCGCUCCUACAGUAUAACCUAGCUCUCCUUUACUGUGCUGCGUUUGUCUUCGCCGUUUCACACCAGGAAGCCCUUACCCUUGACAAGGCGCGCGAGCUGCGCCGUUCCCUCAGCGUCGGGCUGUCGAUAGCGUCCGAGUUCACCGGGAAAGAACCCAAAUCGCAGGCAAUGGCUGUGGCGAAGACGUUCCUCAAGUCUGUCUGCACUUACUGUGUAGACCUCAACGACCGCAGCAUCAACCGCCUCAUUGUGGCUGGUCAACGAGGCGCUAUGGAGAGCGAGCGACAAGCCAAACUCUGGGGACGUGAGUACGAGAACUACGAAGAAGAGAAGCGUAACGCAGAAGAGCAGCGGCUGGCAGAGGAGCGGCAGCGACAAGAGCAGGAGAAGCAGGUUGCGCAUGAGAUUCUCGAGGACUUUAGGCGGUCCCAGUACGAUCAGCCAACAAUCCUCGACGAGGAGACAUGCAUUCGGAUAGAAGCGUAUCGCGCAGAGUCCAGUGCCGCCGCUGCCGCUCAGGAGGAUGAAAAGGAGGCGGGGAAUGAUGAUGAAGCGGGCGACACUCCUGAGGAGGUGCUGCAGCUUAGUGACCUAACGGCGGAGCGCAACGCGGCGGCGAUUCUCAGCGGCAUGAACCUUGAGGGGGUGCACGACGACGAUGCGGUGAAAAAGGAGGCGGAGGACGCUUCUUUGUGA